Cladophialophora immunda is the source of this 2885-nucleotide messenger RNA. RefSeq lists its product as uncharacterized. Gene Ontology annotation, biological process: regulation of cyclin-dependent protein serine/threonine kinase activity; mitotic cell cycle phase transition. Gene Ontology annotation, cellular component: cyclin-dependent protein kinase holoenzyme complex; nucleus; cytoplasm. Lineage: Eukaryota; Fungi; Ascomycota; Eurotiomycetes; Chaetothyriales; Herpotrichiellaceae. Gene Ontology annotation, molecular function: cyclin-dependent protein serine/threonine kinase regulator activity. The record is from RefSeq and is a predicted model, not a curated record. The coding region runs from base 985 to 2223 and encodes 412 amino acids. The transcript has 5 exons.
GCAAGCCGUGUCUGGGGCUGCUGCACCUGCGCCCAAUCGCUGCUGUCAGGGCCAACCAUCUCGUACACUUGAUUGCUCCACUCUGGCUCAUCCUCAUCUCAAGACUUCAGACGGGCCUCCUGUUCCUUUUUCUCCUCGUCCACCACCGCCGUCCUUUUUCUCACAAUCCUCAUUCCAUGAGGCCUUGACCUCGUCCUCUUUUAUCCUCUCCUUUCCCUCUCCUCCUCUCGUCGUUGGACCUUCGGAUACAUCACGACUCGGCUGAGUAUCUCUCAUGUCCUCGACUCCUCUCCCACGCCCAGCUCUGACCUGUUCCUCCUGAGCCGUGUUCGAGCUGCACCACCUACCCUGCACUGCUCUUGACCAUCCUGCACUCGUUUACGCAGAACGUUCUGGAUAGCGUUCUGCCUUGGGUCUUCGGGCACAGAAAGAUCCUCGAUCACAUCCAAGAGAUUUGCAUCUCCCUGGCAAAACGAGGUCACCACAGUCUAGAAUAGCCAACGUGCUUUCCAGAUUCCACGAUUUCCCAGUGCAAAAUCCGGUCUCCUCUUGUGGCCUCUUUAGUCCGCAUUCCAAUCCAAGGCCCCAAUCACGCCCCGGCGGAGUCGUUCAUUCGACCUUCGCUGAACCUACGCACGAGCAGUCAAUCUACUUGGCAUACCAAUCCUUGGCCAGAUGAAGAGCAUUCGUGCUGAUCCCUAGUAACAAGGAUUUGUGCAUUGCCGUGCCCUUUCUCCCUUUCGUUUCCCAAGUCUAGAAGAGACACUUUUUUAACUCCCUUGGUUCCUGGCCACCUCCAGCCUCGCGCAGCAUUUGAUUGCGUCCGAUCAUUUCACUCCUUUCAAAGCUUUUGCCAACUACACGACUGUCACUCACUUUUAUCCGUCGUUAAUCUUCUCCCCUCUAGCAAUCUGAAUAUCUCAGCUCUCCUCUACCUCACUUCACACUGAUAAUUGUCCCUCCUAUCUCACGACUUUUGCAAACAUGGCUUUCAACAACAGAAUCUCAUCCUUCGGCUCCAACGACAGCGGCUACGAAAGUGGCAUCGUCGAAGUCUUCGACGAGCCUCGCCGUCCUGUCACCAAGAACCCAGACCACGCAAAGGAAAUUGCCAGACAUCGUCAGCAUCUGAUGGCUUCAGAGAUGUCAAGAAGAGAUGCAGACGAAUACCAACAAGACAUGCUUGAGCAUAUGCUGAAGAUGGAUGCUGACACCGUGCCUGACGUCGACGCAAUUGACAUCCAAACCGAGAUUCAGUGGUACAUGAGGCCUUACCUCCUCGAUUUCUUGGUCGAGGCUCACACGGCGUUCCAACUGCUACCCGAGACUCUCUUUCUUACAAUCAAUCUCCUCGAUCGCUACUGCUCGAAACGCGUCGUUUACAAGCGUCACUAUCAGCUCGUCGGCUGCGCUGCACUGCUCAUCGCGGCCAAGUACGGAGACAAGAAAGAGAAGGUUCCCACAAUUAAAGAGUUGAAGUCCAUGUGCUGUUCGCUCUACGAUGAUGACAUGUUCUUGCAAAUGGAGUGGCAUGUUCUGUCAACUCUUGGUUGGGCCAUUGGACACCCCACGGUCGACGCCUUCAUGCGAUUGGCCGUGAAGGACAAUGUCUACGACCCCGAAACAGAAAGCUUGACUCUCUACAUCUUGGAGAUCGCCCUCUACCACCGAGACUUUGUGUCCAAGCAGUCGCACACUCUUGCCCUUUCGGCUCUUGUUCUGGCCCGCCACAUCCUCGGUCGACCCCAAGCUCGCGCCAAUGAGUUUGGUUCUCACUUCUGCAGCACCACUGUCAUGGAAUUGUUACAAAAAGUCCACGAGCCUUCGGGCAUUUUAGCACGGAAGUAUGCCUCGGUGCGCUACUCCGGUGUUUCUCGGGUCUUGACCAACUUCCUUGCUCAAAAGGCUGCCAUGUCUGCCUCCAGGGCUCCAUUGACUCCGACAUAUGAUCUCAGCCCGCCUUUAGCAGCCACCAAACCCUCCGGCCCUGAAUACUUCCAGACUUACGCCACACCUCAAAAGCCCCAGUUCCCCUCCUUGGUCCAGCACGGUCUAUACACGCCUCCCAUCACUCCUGAGGGGGAAAUGUUUGGCGUGACACAAAAGACCUUCAACGCCCCCAACCAAUGUGCACCUCCCACGCCGACUCCCACUACUGUGGGCCAACAAUUUACCUCACAUUAUCCGACCUCGACCCAGCAAUGGAGCGGUGAAUCAUACUGAAUGUUCAUUGAUUUGAGGAGUCCCGCACGCUCAAGAAGAUAGAAUGAUCCUCCCAGCUUUCCCUUCGAUCGCGUCAUACUAUUCUGUCAGCACACACAGAAGUGUUUCUACUACCGUCAGACUUGUGAGAUUAGUUUUUGUGCAUUGCAAGCGUUCUUGUUAUGUUUCCGAGCAUCGAUAUUCCCUAGCAAAAAUGGGGGAAAAGAAAUAACAUCAAAAUCACUCUUUAAUACAAGUGACCACCUGGGGAGAGAAGAGUCGAUGUCUGACAUGGUCCUCUCUUGAGCAGAGGUCGAAGAGGAACAACGUUUCGGGUCUGUCAAUCGGAUGGGCGGAAACCAAAAUGAUCAACAUUGUGAGAUUGGAUUAUCAACAUGGUUAGUGCUGGAGCUCAUGGAGCAUUGAAUGGAUAUGGAACUGGGCGAAAGGAACUCAAGGCAACAAAGGGAAAGCCUCGGUGACUGAAGUUAUUGUACCUCAUGGAGGAAAAGAUUGACUGACGUCCUUGAAUCUUACUGAAGAAUGCAAGAGUCGGAAGGGAUAAGAUACCCAUAGGUUUCCUACUUAAUGCUGCAUUGGCCGUUCCUGUUCCAUCACUAUUCGAUUCUCUGCCUCCCAAUACGGAUCGAGGCGCAUUCUGCUCUGAUCUGUGUGUUUUUCCU